Molecule: messenger RNA, 811 nt
Organism: Ostrinia nubilalis (European corn borer)
Lineage: Eukaryota; Metazoa; Arthropoda; Insecta; Lepidoptera; Crambidae
Exons: 5
Coding region: 35-811 (258 amino acids)
Source: RefSeq, a predicted model, not a curated record
UUGUUUAUUAUUUUCUGAUAAAUAGAAAACAGGUAUGGUGUCCCGUAUAUUACGACCUAUCGCCUUAGGGCGGCUGCGUUUGGCUCACGUGGACGAUGCGCCAGUGAUCAUGAACCUGGUCACGGAAUCCAUGUCUAAGAACUUCAGGAUUGAUGAUGAUACAGACAUCGUGUACUUGAUACAAAACUGCGUGCUAUGCAUAUGCCAACUGGACAUCAACGAUUCCAUAGUGGGAUUUUUAGCAGCAAAAGACUACCCUCUACUUCCGUCGGUACACCCCAGGGCCUGGGAAGAGUAUAUUUGGACUAAAUAUAAGUCGAUAGAGCUGAACGCUCGCAACACGCUGUUCAUCCAUCUGCUGUGCUGGAACCCGGCGUACGCGCGGGAACUAGUGGACAGCCUGCUCAAGUCCAUGUUCAUGCACGACCCCUACCUGCAGCACGUCGCCAUGCUCAAGCCGCUGACGUCAUACCCGCUGCUAGUUCCCGGUCAGUCCCGCUCCGAGGCAUCGUUCCGGCGGGUGCAGGCGAUGGAGCGCGGCGUGCCCGGCGAGAUGCUGCCGGCGCUGUGCAUCGCCGACCGGGCCGAGGUCAGCCCGCGCCUGCGCAUACGGAGAGCUGUUCCCGCUCCGGGCCCGUUCCGGCGUGCCCGGCCAGAAUGCCAGAUGCUGCCGGCGCUGUGCAUCGCCGACCGGGCCGAGGUCAGUCCGCGCCUGCGCAUACGGAGGGCUGUGUUAGUGGACACUAUUGAUGACGUAGACGUAGGAUGCGAGCAGCGCAGGACCGUUUGUUUAUUAGCGAUCUUUUUGUGA